Molecule: messenger RNA, 1356 nt
Organism: Lasiodiplodia theobromae
Lineage: Eukaryota; Fungi; Ascomycota; Dothideomycetes; Botryosphaeriales; Botryosphaeriaceae
Product: Amino acid transporter
Exons: 4
Coding region: 1-1356 (451 amino acids)
Biological process (GO): transmembrane transport
Cellular component (GO): membrane
Molecular function (GO): transmembrane transporter activity
Source: RefSeq, a predicted model, not a curated record
AUGGGCACAGACUCGGACAUCAAAACGCCCACCGAGGCGCCGGUCCCGGACCUCGAGAAAACGCCCAGCAACAACCCCAUCGUCGGCACCGUCGCCGAUGUCGCCACCGAAUCCGACCAGCUCGCCGUCCUGGGCUACAAGCCGGCCCUGCACCGCAACCGCUCCAUGUUCCACCUCCUCUUCCAAACCCUCGCCAUCGCCGCCAUCCCCUACGGCGAGGGCGGGCCCUUGCUCAGCGCCAUCUACGGCGGCGGGCCGCUGGCCAUCUUCGUCGGGUGGCUGGUCGUGCUGGCGCUGGACGAGUGCGUCGCGCUCUCUCUCUCCGAGCUGGCGUCGCGGUACCCGACGAGCGCGGGGCCGUACUACUGGUCGUUCCAGCUGGCGCCGGCGGGGUUGAAGAAGGGGCUGUCGUUUGUGAACGGGUGGACGUGGUUGAUUGGCAACUGGACGAUUACGCUGAGCGUGAACUUUGGGUUCGCGAGUUUGAUUGCCGCGACGGUGGCGAUGUACCAUGAUGAUUGGGUGGCGAGCGAUUGGCAGUUGUUGUUGAUUUUUUACGCGAUUUGUUUGGUCACGUUUGCGAUUUGCGCGCUGGGCAACGAGUGGCUGCCGCUCGUCGACACGGUUUGCGCGGCUUGGACGGCUGUCUCGAUUUUCGUCAUUUUGAUCGCGUUGUCGGUGAAGGCGGAUGCGGGCAGGCGCGAUGCGGCGUGGGCGCUGGGGCACUACGAUACGUCGUUUGCUGGCUGGGGCGGGUUUACGUUUUUUAUCGGGUUGUUGCCGGCCGCGUAUACGUUUUCGGCGAUUGGUAUGAUUUCGAGUAUGGCCGAGGAGGUGCAUGAUCCGGCCAUGAAGGUGCCGCAGGCUAUUAGUCUUUGUGUCCCGGUUGGAGGCUUCUUCGGCAUCUUCUUCAUCCUGCCCAUCUGCUUCACGCUCCCGCCGCUCGCCGACAUCCUCGAAGCGCCGAACGCGCAGGCGCUGCCGUACAUCUUCCACCGCGUCAUGGGAUCUCCUGGCGGCGGCCUCGGCCUCAUCUUCCUCGUCCUCGCCAUCACCCUCUUCUGCUCCAUCAGCAUCACCAACGCCGCAUCCCGCUGCACCUGGGCCAUCUCGCGCGACGACGCCGUCCCCGGCGCGGCGCUGUGGUCGCGCGUCUCCGCGCGCUUCGGCGUACCCAUCUGGGCUUUGUUCCUCCUGACCGUCGUCCAAAUGCUGCUCGGCCUCAUCAACCUGGGCAGCACGUCGGCCUUCACCGCGUUCGUGUCCGUCGGCGUCAUCGCGCUGGCGCUGAGCUACGCGAUCCCCAUCGCGAUCAAUUACAAGGGACCGCCUGCUUCGGAUGGGUUGGUGUUUUGA